Molecule: messenger RNA, 9168 nt
Organism: Hylaeus anthracinus
Lineage: Eukaryota; Metazoa; Arthropoda; Insecta; Hymenoptera; Colletidae
Gene: Hipk
Product: homeodomain-interacting protein kinase 2
Exons: 18
Coding region: 1785-5903 (1372 amino acids)
Biological process (GO): peptidyl-threonine phosphorylation; peptidyl-serine phosphorylation
Cellular component (GO): nucleus; cytoplasm
Molecular function (GO): ATP binding; protein tyrosine kinase activity; protein serine/threonine kinase activity
Source: RefSeq, a predicted model, not a curated record
UCUCUCUCUCUCUCUCUCUCUCUCUCACGCGCGCGCUCUCUCGAUCCAUGGAACGCGUCCCUCGUUCGAUCGUGCGCAAAAUCGUCGCAAGGCUGCGUAAAAAGGUGAAAUCGUCUUCGAACGCUUCAACGUUCAAGUUCGAUGAAAUGCUUUCGUCUUCGUUUCAUCGAUGAAUUAUUUUUCACUGGAAAUAGCGGCGGAGAACGAUCCAAGUUCGACGCGAACAAAGGGUUUCGCUGCCGGAUUAAAUUUAACGAUUAAUCGUAGCGCGUGUUCUCUCCCAUUGGUAAUCAAACGCGUCACGGCCGUGAAAGUGCUUAGAUCGUUUGGAGUUUUACUUCGUUUCCGUGGUCACACCGCGAUGGUUACAAAUCGCUGGUUCGACCACCCGUAUACCGUUGCCUUGUCUUUUUUUUUUCUCCAUGUCGGAAACCGGGGUAUCGCGGUAAAGCGGUACAACGAGAAAUCGAUGGUGAAAACGAUUGCGCGAAACGCUUAUUUCAACCGGUACAGCUUAAGUUUGGAAAAUUAACUAUUGGCGUUCGAAUAUGUUUUGUGCCCGUCCCGUGUACCCACCGACUUCCUUCAACGACAACAAAAAUUCGUCCAGUUAUUCAUUGAACAUCAGCUAAUAACAGUUAUCUCAUAGAAAAAAAAAAGAAACUGUCAUCGACCAACGAUGAUAUUUGCUUACGUAAUUAUCGUGAGUUUCGCGUACCGUGGAAAUUCACGAGUAGAAAACUCUCGACGAAUCGAACGAAUCUAAAGUCCAAGAAAAGUUUCCUCGAAAAUUUAGACGGUAAAAUUGUGAGAAUUUUUCCAGCGUCCAGGCGCCGUAUGGACCGUAGAUUCGUACGAUAAACAGGCUGCGACGACAUCGCGUAUACGUCAGUGUCUGGCACACAUGAGUCAUUCCGGGAGGGAACGGGUACGGGCGCUUGAUGCGCCCACGAUGUAGUCGGCCCUGUGCGGAAAGUGAGCGUAAAUCGCCGAGAUGUUCCGAAGAUGGCCGAAGCGGAACGGUCGUGCGGCAGUCAAGCCCGAGCGAUCCCCCGAUCGCCGUCGUGCGUGCUGGUGCGGCAGGUACGAGGUACGAGUGUACGACGUACGACGGUCAGUAGUGGAUUAGCGGUAACGGGAGCAGCAGCGCUAGCACGAAACGAGCAAGGAAAGGAGAAGAAGGUAUGAUCGCGCGAGUGAUCAACGACGGAAGACAUCGUCGAACGGGUAAAUAACGGAUCGUCGUAUUUACCCAGUGCGGGAGAAACCGUUGCGAAACGAAGGUGUCCUGGAUGCAAACGCUGGCUGCUCCACGGAAUAUGUACGUGCCGAAGGUGGGCGAGGGCCGUGCGAAAAAGUGGCGAAAACUGUGAGAGAGGUGCAGUGGCGGUCGUGGCGGUGGUGGUGGUGGCGGUGGCGGCGGUGUGGCGUUGCUGGUGCUACUUCGGUGUGUAUGCGCGCGUGUAUUGGUGGGACACGCACUUCGCCGGGGCCGUGGUUUCACGCUCUCUCUUUCGCUCCUAUUCCGUCGUCCGUUCCCUCUUUCUCUCGCUCUUACCCCUCUAUUCACCGCGACUAUCCACCUCUUCGUCUCUCGCACGGAGGCCAUCGUACCGAAAGCGACUGAGCCAGGCCAGCCACUACGCAAGAUGGCUGUGUGUCGCUAACGAGAGGCCGACAAACCAAACGGGGAAAAGCCAACCCGGGGAUAAACGGAACAUGCUGCUACGUGAACAUCGGGCCCGUCCCUGAAGAGAGAGACAUUGGCCAAGAAGCGAGAGGGAAUGUGUGACAUGUUCAUCCAAACACAGCAGACGAGUAGCGUCAACGGCAGCAGCAGCAGCAGCAGCAGCAGCAGUAACAACACCGUUCACCACCACAGUAAAAAACGCAAGUUGGAGUACAACGUGAGUCAGCCGGUGAUCCAGCACGCAUUGGUUCAAUCGACCGGCGACUACCAAUUAGACAAUACCGGGCUGCAGCAACGGUACUCCGUGAACGGUGCUAAUACCGCGUUUAGCUCGCUGCACAACAAUAAUGCGCUGCAGAAGAGUAGCCCGAACCAACAGACUCUGGUACGAGCCUCGACGAUCAAGCUCUUAGACACGUACCAACGCUGUAGCCAGAAGAGAAAAACUUGGUCGAGGGAGGGUAAUGGUGACAGUCUGGCAGUCCAUUCCGCCAACGCGACGAACGCAGUGGGUAGUACUGUAGUGUCGCAGCACCAUAAUCAACAACAACAGCUGCAACAACAACAACAGCAGCAGCAACAACAACAGCAGCAGCAGCAGCAACAACAACAACAACAACAUAAGCAGACAGGCAUGACGGCGCACAGCAAGCAAGUAACCAACGCCGCCAAUGGAGGCGGUGGCAGCAACCCCCAAGGCGACGGAGAUUACCAAUUGGUUCAACACGAAGUUCUUUAUUCUAUGACCAAUCAGUACGAAGUACUCGAAUUUCUAGGCAGAGGUACUUUCGGACAGGUCGUGAAAUGCUGGAAAAAGGGAACCAACGAGAUAGUGGCCAUCAAAAUUUUGAAGAACCAUCCAUCGUAUGCGCGCCAAGGUCAGAUUGAGGUCUCCAUCCUGUCUCGACUUAGUCAGGAAAAUGCGGAUGAGUUCAAUUUUGUGCGCGCCUACGAGUGUUUCCAGCAUAAAUCCCACACCUGCUUGGUCUUUGAAAUGCUAGAGCAGAAUCUGUAUGAUUUUCUGAAACAAAAUAAAUUUUCACCUCUACCCCUCAAAUACAUCAGACCGAUUCUCCAACAAGUACUCACUGCUCUUUUGAAACUUAAGCAAUUGGGGUUGAUUCACGCGGAUCUUAAACCAGAGAACAUCAUGUUGGUGGAUCCAGUACGCCAGCCUUACCGUGUGAAAGUUAUCGAUUUUGGUUCGGCCUCUCAUGUGUCGAAAGCUGUCUGUAACACGUAUUUGCAAUCGCGAUACUACCGUGCGCCUGAAAUUAUUCUUGGACUUCCGUAUUGUGAAGCGAUAGAUAUGUGGUCGCUCGGCUGUGUAGUUGCAGAAUUGUUUCUAGGAUGGCCUUUAUACCCUGGUAGCUCGGAAUACGAUCAAAUUCGAUACAUAAGUCAAACGCAAGGCCUACCAACGGAACACAUGUUAAACAAUGCCAGCAAAACAACUAAAUUCUUUUAUAGAGACAUGGACAGUACAUAUCCGUUUUGGCGAUUAAAAACACCUGAAGAGCACGAAGCUGAAACUGGUAUCAAAUCUAAAGAAGCAAGAAAGUAUAUUUUUAAUUGUCUCGAUGAUAUUGGUCAAGUUAACGUUCCGACCGAUCUGGAAGGUGGUCAACUUUUGGCUGAAAAAGCAGAUAGGAGGGAGUUCAUUGACCUCUUGAAGAGGAUGCUCACAAUGGACCAGGUAGAGCGUCGGAUAACACCCGGAGAGGCUUUGAACCACGCUUUUGUCACUCUAGCUCAUUUAGUCGAUUAUGCACACUGUAACAAUGUCAAAGCUUCCGUCCAAAUGAUGGAGGUUUGCCGACGAGCAGGUGAUUUUACAGCAAGUCCAGCGCAUCAUCAAGCUCCACCAGCACCUCAACCACCUCCGCCAACAUCAUUGGUAGCUAACUUUGUGCCAACGACAAAUGGCAGUGCUGUUACUUUCACCUUUAACAAUCAGUUGACCAAUCAAGUGCAGCGAUUAGUCAGAGAGCAUCGUACUGCUCAAACAGGAUACGACAAUCUGUAUCAAAUAUACAGUAACAGUAGCCGACGCGCAACUCAGUACAGUAGCUCAUCUAGCGGAUCGAAUAGUGGUCGAAACGGAGUACACGACUUUCCACAUCAAUUGGUGCCUGGUCUGCUUUGUCACCCACCCAGUUAUCAGACGAUGCCAAGUCCUGCGAAACACGUAGUUGUUGCUCAACCUCCGCAAGCGCAACAAGGACCUCUGCAGAUUCAACCAUCCAUCAUAUCGCAGCAAGCUGUCGCCGCGGCGGCUGCGGCUGCUCAACAACAAUACGCGGCGGUACCUGUUUCUAUGGUAGAAACUGGGCGUCAAAUGUUGCUAACGAACGCUGUACAAACCUCUUGGCCCGGCGGAAGCCGUCAAAUGGCUGCUAUUGUACCAUCAUGGCAGCAAUUGCCACCGCAACAUGCAGCCAUACAGCAGCCAUUACUGAGCGAUGCUGGAGAUUGGGGAAGACCUCUUAUCGUAGACAGUUCUGCUAUCUUGCAGGAUCAGCGGCCAGUAUUUCCUGUCACGGAGGUUUACAACACCAGUGCCCUCGUCGAACAUCCGUCUCAAGGUUGGGGUAAACGUACCGGAACGAAACAUCAUCAACAUCACGUGACGGUACCCCAACAGUCUCAACAUAGGCACGAACAUAAGAAAGAGACGCAACAAUUGAGUCCCGUGAAAAAGAGGGUAAAAGAGAGCACACCUCCGAGCAAUAUGAGACGACAUUCUCCUACGAGCGGUCAUUGGCAACAACAGACAAUGCAACAGCAUCAUUACAGUGGCAAACACGGCAACAGCCAUAACGCAGAGCAUCAUCAGGUGACAUCUGGUCGACAACAAACCAUCACGAUUCACGAUACACCAUCGCCGGCAGUCUCUGUCAUCACGAUCAGUGAUAGCGAGGACGAAACACCUGGUAAAUGCUGUGGAGAUCGUCAAUGCGGAGCCUGUCAAAAUUUGGCAACUCGCCUGUCUGGCGAUGGACGUCCAGUCCGCGAGGAAGUCAUCCGAAGUACGCAGUCGACACCACGCGUAGUCCAACCGAUGCAACAGACUCAUUCGAGUAGUCAGUCCCAUACCAACGGACACGUUGUAGCGCACAGCUCCUCUCAGAGAGCGCAACGAAAAAAUAUUAUCAGUUGCGUGACAGUCGGUGACAGCGACGGUGAAGCUAGUCCAGGCCGAGCGCAUACUCAUCUAUACCAACAUUUACCGCAGCAUCCUCAGCAUCAGCAGACUACGCAGUUAAUUAAACAUGAACCUCAGCAACAACACCACGUCAGCAGCAGCAGCUCCGUAUAUUCUUCUCAAUCGCAAAAGAAACGAUUAUUGGCAAAAGUACAGUCCGAGUGCAAUAUGGUAAAUGUUGCGACGAAGCCGGAGCCCGGCGUUGAGUACCUUGCUCCACAUCCGUGUCACGCGCCAGCUUGCAAAGAGCCACCGACCUAUCAGGAUGAUGCCUAUGACAUGCAUGACUACUUCUUGCAGUAUGUGACCACGAGUAGCGCGCAUCCGCAUCUUCAAGAACAGCACAUCGUGUACACGACCGGCACGGACAAGCGGGUAUCAUGGCCUGGAAAGAGAGCCGAGUACAAGCACGAGUACGUUCAACCGCCAGCUGCACAUUCGAGAGACCACCAAAAAUGGGCGGUCGCCAACACUGUGCAUCAGUAUAGGCAGAGCCAGGUGGUGGGUUCGGCAGCCCAUCCGGGUCAUACCCACAGUCAUCAUGGGCAUCCGGCCCACCUGAGUCCUGGGGGCGGUGGCGGGGGCAGAAGUCCUGCAGGGGGACCUGUAAUAGGAAGUGCCCAGCACCUGGGACAACCCCUGUACCAGGAGUACGCCCAUGUGCGUUCAAGAGCCCAUGCCGUGCCACCCCCGGUGUACGUUACCGCCGCGCCUUCUCAGGCUCCUACUGCUAUCCAGCAGCAACAAGUGCCCACCUAUCAGGGAUUCACACCCGGGUGGGUACCUAGACACCUAGUUGAUGCAUGCAUCUCCUCUCCAUUAACGUUGUAUGAUUCUAGUCGAGCGUUGCCACCACCAGCUCAUCACAGCUCGGCCAGACCGUUGCUCGCGAGUCAUGCAGCGCACCCACUGCCUGCACAUAUGCAGCCAACGGCCGUAUACGGAUUGGCCCCGCUUUCGCCGGCCAAACAUCAAUAUCAACCUUCUGGUUUGUGGUUCACCGAGUAAAUUGUAUCUCUUGCCUAGCUAGAAAGGGAAGAUAUCAAAUGGCACACGAAAAUUUACGCGUUACCAGAUUAUAAAAAAGAUGAUCGAACGAAAGGAAAAAGAAAACCCACCAGAUAUAUCCUAUCCAUUCAUUCCUCGCGAACUUUCUACUAGCGAACGAAGGGAGCCCUUCGCGAUACUGAUGCUGCUAUCGACCAUACGCAAUGAAAACCCAUUAUAAGGCUUACAAGAAAAUUCACGACUGAAAGUGACUCGAUCGAGUCCCAAACCAACGUAGAAGUCGCUCUACAACAUUUCACUUUCUGACAAUCCGUCCUAAGCAGCGAUUGCUCCUUUCAAAACUGCCCGUCUGUUAACGAAUCGAGAUAUUCAUCGUUUCGAACGUAUCGAAAGCAGACGAACGAACAUGAUACGAGGAUUGGAUUAAGUGAUGGUUUCGUUGAUGUUUCAUUACACCCAUUUGGUGUUGGGAGAGUUAUCUUUUUCGUUUCGUUCGAUGAAACGAGGUUGCAUGUCGAUGAAAAGUACAAAAGAAAAGACGACAGAAGGCGAGAGAGAGAGAGAGAGAGAGAGAGAGAGAGAGAGAGAGAGAGAGAGAAGGCUUUUUUAUGCUUUCCGUCGCGCAACACUAUUUCCUCAGUGAACCAUUUCCUAUGGUGAUUUGUUAUAUUUGUAUUAUUUUCUGAACUAUUACUUUGAUAGUACACCGAUCGACGUACAAUUUUGUCCGGCUUAGACGGCGCAUGUUAUAUGUAUACGUGACAGAGUAUGUACGCAUAUGGUACAGUAUUUGUUGAGAGGUGUUGUCACGAUUUUUAUUUAACAGCGAGAAAAUUUCAUCUACUCGUUCAAGACGUCCGACAACUUUUCAGAAAAUACUGUACACGUGUAUUUCGUACUCAACGUUUCCUGACUUUUGGGAGGGCGAAUGUAGUUAUCGCGCCAAAGAAAAUUUUACUAGGACGUUACGAAAAGAUGAUUAAUUAGGCGAUUUCGCUCGAAUUCGCAAAAACCAAGGGAAUUAAUGCGCAAUUUAAGCAGAUAAAACCGGCGACGUUGGUGAUUCGGUAAAACUGUAUUACUUUACCGUAAAACGGCAAACGUAAUUUAUUGAACCACCGCGUUGAAAUGGGGCAUAUAAAUGCAUUUCUUUUACGAUGAUACGUCAAACACGUAUCAUACACAAUUGUUUUUAAUGCUCGGUGACAAAGUUAUCUUUGAUUCGGUAGAAUUUACGGUCAUUCGGCGGCGGUGAUAUUUUAUUGCUUUCGCCUGGUUAAAUUUCGACCUGGCUAGAAGGUUUUUGUUGUCGAGCGCAACGACAGGCUUGAACGUUUCAAACGUUCUCUUUUCAAAACGUGGACACUUUUCAAUUGUACGCGGACAUACGUACGUAUAUACACACGCAUCUAUACGCGGUAUAUCGAUUAAUUGUAAAAAUGUGUUUCGAGUUUUAUCGUUCUAGGUUUAUUUCAAACGGUCUCAAGUAUGUUUAUGUGUCGUAAUAACUAAACAAUCUUGAGACGAUACCGUUAAUAUACGGAAAUAAUGCGUGCAGUUAAGUUUAGAAUCGAAUACCUCUUACGUUUCGAUUCAAAUGGUGAGAGAUUGAUUGUGCACGGUAAUUUGUAUUUGACAAAAGCUGUGUCUCCUCGCAGCAGCCUCACUAUUUAUUUUAAUCUCAUAAUGAAUCAUAUCAUCCCGUCGCCGUAACUACUAAUGGUUAUUAUUACUAUUGCAAUUAGGUAUCGCUGAUUUUAAGAUUGCCAGCAGUUCGCAAUUUCACCUAUUUUUGUAGAUAUCACGUUCUAGGUGAAAUUACGUGAUAGGAUUGUUCAAGAAUGAAAUUCGCAUCGGAAUCGUGCAUGUUUGCAUUAACGUUCGAUUCUUUUUUCUAUAUCGUAUUUCAACGUUUUGCAUUUCACCGAGGAUUGUAGCUUUAAAAAUGUACACGUAGGGUACAUUGCACAAAUCCGUGGUAUACAAUUUAUCAGUGCGAUCCAAACAUGGCCAAUUAGGACUCAUUGAAGUGCUAAACUGAAUUUCAGGAGGGAUUAGAAUUGAUUCGUAAAACAUAUUUUCAAAUACAGUUUCUAUCGAAAAGAAGUCUUCAUUGCAUGUAUUACAAUAUCGAAUAAUACACAAACACACAUACACACACACACACACAAAAUUAAAUACACUUUCUUCGUUAUACAUUCUAUACACUCUGACGUGACGAACGCGUCGAUGAGUGCAUGUUUUUAGUGAUUUCUUCUUGUCUGUUCCCCUCGUCGAAUCAUGUUCUUCCUUCUUGCACUUUUUCACGACAUUAUAAACAAAAGCGAUGUUUAAAUGUCUAUUUAUAAAGUGUAUUCAUAACGUCGAACGAGCUACAUCACGUAUACACGUGAAUAUCCAAAUUAUCGAAUUGUACAUACUUAUUGCGAAUGGCUCUCUUCCUAGAUUUCGAUGUUUUUGCAGCUGUAAAAUGUUAGGUCGCGCAUACCAUUCGUUUACUCGUAACGCUUAAAAAGAUAAAAAAGGAAAGGAUAAAGAUUUUUUCGCGUGUCGACGCGUAUCUCGUGUUUUUUAAUGGAAUGACGCUUAGGCAUUGUUUUGCUAAUUAUUUUGUAUACAUAGCUGUAUGAUAACUUGUACGAGAUAUUAACUGUGGUACGUUGAUUAAAUAGAGUGAUCCAUGUCCAGAGUUUAAUUAGAAGUAUUUUACAUGUAGAGCGCGAGUGUGACUGAAUGAAAGGGAGUUCUAGAGAUAGAAGGGAUAAAAAGAAUGCUACGUAGAGAAAGAGAGAGAGGGAGAGAAAGUUACUAAGUGAAAUUUUAAAUACUUUACCACAAUAUCGCAAGACUAAAAGAAAUUUACAACAUUUGAAUAAAUACUAAACGAUGACGCUAUUAAUUUGCUACUUUCGAUCGAUAGGAUAUAGACGUUGAUAUCGCUAUUAGGAAAUAACUGUUACGUGACAAAUUUUCUAACAGUAAUUAUUUGUUUCCAUAUUAUCAAAUUUGUGCAGCGCGUCUACCAAUACCAAUUGGCUUUUCCGAUAUUUUUCUUUCGACACACACGUACACACACAAAAUAAAAUAGAAAAAUUAUAUGUAACCAAGUCGAUGUGCCUGUUUAAUCAUACUUACGAUUAAUUAUAUUUAACAUUUACAUAUUUACUGCUAUCGAGGGAGAGUAAAAGGCGACGACGAAAGAAGGGUGCGCGCCUCUUUUUCGGUGCGUCAUGAAAGAGUUGCAGUACAGAAAAAAAAAGAAAAA